CGUCAAUCUGUCCUUUCUCGUUACACACCCUGCAUACCAUACUGUAUCAAAACAGCUCAAGGAUGUCUAGUCGCCCACGGUCCGCUGCCAAGACGACAGGCCGGUCCAGAAAGAAGACUGUCGUUGAGCAUGACAGCGUCGCAGAGACUCCUUUCACCACGCUGAAGGAGCGGGAUGAGCGGCCAGCACAGAAGGAGCCCACCGCAUUGAAAGCCAACAAGUUCUUUGGCGCGGCCGGUGCGCCGGUUCCCGCGAAGAAGCUCCUUGUGCCUACGGUGGCGCUGGAGCGGGAGGUGGAGCUGGCCACCAAGGAGCUCACGCGCCGGCCCCGCGGCGCGCCCAAGCCGCCAACCGGCGCGCCCAGCGCCGCCGCCGCCGCGCGCCCGCGCCCCAGCCGCGGCCCCGUGGAGUUCCUAGUGCUGGAGGCUGUGGACCGCGCGCUGGGCGACGAGCCCGACCUGGCGGGCAACUGCAAGGAGCUGCAGGCGCUGCGGGCGGGGCUCAAGGGCGUGUGCGCCGACCAGUGGGCGGCCAUGGCGGAGGAGGACAAGAAGAAGUACGCGCAGCAGGCAGCAGCCGACAAGGAGCGCUACCGCACCGAGAUGGCGGCGUGGAAGGGCGCCAAGCAGCAGCAGGGGGAGGAGGAUCUGGAGGAGGGCGAGAAGAAGAAGCAGGAGGAGGGCGAUGGGGCGGCGGCUGCUGGCGGCAAGAAGGGCAAGAAGAGGGCCCCGGCGGCCAAGAAGGCCGACACGACCGAGGGUGAGGCGGGCGACGACGGCGGGGGCCCCUCCACUGCGGCCGCCCCCGCCCCCGCCAAAAAGGCUGUGGCCGCUAAGAAGGAACGGGUCAGCCAGGCGCCCCUGCGGUGGGCGGAGCGGCAGCGGCGGGAGCUGCUGGGCGAGGGCGCGGACGGCCAUGCCGCGGACGAGCAGGAGGAUGGCGAGGGCGAGGCCGCAGGUGGCAAGAAGGCCGCCAAGAAGACUGUGGCCGCCAAGAAGGCCGCGGCCGCCGGCGGCAGCAAGAGCAGCGGCAAGAAGCGUGUCCGCAAGUCCGAGGCAGUGGAGGAGGAGGAGAAUGACGAGGCGGCGGCUGCGGUGCCCAAGAAGCGCCGCGGCGCCGCUGCGGAGGGCAAGGCGGCGGCAGGCAAGGGUGGCAAGGCUGCGGCACCCGCGCGGAAGAGCAAGGGCAAGGCCAAGAAGGCGAAGGCCGAGGAGGAGGUGGAGGAGGAGGCGGAGGACAGCGACGCCGAGGAGGACGCGGAGAUGAAGGAGAUGGAGGCGGCGGUGGAGUCUGGCUCGGAGGAUGAGUUCGAGGACGCGGACGAGGAGGAGCAGGAGGACGAGGAAGACGAGGAGGCAGCGCCGGCGCCCAAGAAGGGCAAGGCCGCUGCCGCCAAGCCCGAGGCACCCAAGGCCAAGGCGCCUGCCAAGGAGAAGGUGGCGGGCGGCAAGCGGCAAAAGACUGGGGAGGAGAAGGAGCCGACCGCCAAGAGCGGGCGCAAGGCUGCGCCCGCCAAGUCUCCCGCCGCAGCUUCCGCCAAGCCCGCCGCCGCCAAGCCCUCUGGCGGCGGCAAAUCCGCAAAGCUCAAGGCCAAGGCCGCCAAGCCCGCUGCCGCCAAACCCGUGGAGAAGGCGGCCAAGGCGGCAAAGCCCGCCAAGGCCAAGGUGGCCAGCUCCAAGCGCGCCAAGUAGACAUUAUAAGGCGUGUUGUUGCUGGUGUACAUAUAGCUUGUGGCAGGAUGGGGAGCGGUGAGUGGGGCGGCGUGGUUUGCUGCAUGAACGCGGCUCCAGCGCGCGGUGGCAGAGUCUGUACUACUCCUGGUUCACCUUGGCACGCGCGGAGCUGCUACUGCUUUGCGGACAUGAAUGGGCAGGGUUCGACGGCCUCUCUAGUCCUCAUGCGGAGACUGCGCCACAGCCGCACUAGAUGCCGAACUGAUUUUCCGCUUUGCUGUGGGGUGGGUGCUGUGGGGCUGCUGCUGCUGCUGAUGCCGGGUGCCGGAGGGUGCCGGUGCCGCGUCGUGUGCAGGGGUGUGCGCCAUUGCCACUGCAGUAACUGUGUCCUUGUUUCUUUAAGCGCCGGGUGGCCUCUGUGAUGCAACGGACGUGAGAUGAUGUCUGACGUUUGAUUCGGUGAUUGUGACACAAGGCCGAUGGAAGUCCAGCCAGGGAUUGGCCACUGCCAUCCCGCCGCUCAGUGGGGGCAUCUGUAACGUUGCUAGCCAGCCACUGCGUAGCACUGUCUUUGUUAAGAACGCAUACCGGUAUGCGCUGUCGGCAGCCAGUAGUCGUGCACAGUAAUAUGGCAGCAGCACCAACAUGACAUGGAAGCCGUGCGGCAAAUGGGGAUGAAGCAUACCGUGUGCCAGCCAGAGAGCAGUGGUACCGUAUGGCGCUGCCUUUGGUGCCUGUGUGCUGUUGUGCACGAUCUGUGUGUAUGGCGUGCCACGCCGCUCGAUAGGGCCACACGGCGUGAAGCGGUCGACAAGCAAUGCAAU
Chlamydomonas reinhardtii is the source of this 2497-nucleotide messenger RNA. RefSeq lists its product as uncharacterized. The transcript has 5 exons. Lineage: Eukaryota; Viridiplantae; Chlorophyta; Chlorophyceae; Chlamydomonadales; Chlamydomonadaceae. The record is from RefSeq and is a predicted model, not a curated record. Bases 63 to 1691 code for a protein of 542 amino acids.